UUUAAAGUAUUUAUUAACUGCUUGGAUCUUAGCACUUCUUACUGUGUUUCUCCAGUAUGCGCUGCUACAGUAACACACCUGCUACUCUGAAAUUGGUCAACAGAAACCUUUUGGAUUGGCAGUUCCUGUUAGCUCACUGGACACUGUGAUUGGCCGAUUUAAUGGGGCUGGAGGGCACAGCCCACUUUUCCUCUUCCACCAUACUUCUCUCAUUGGAUUGAUCAGCUGUCAGGUUGAACCUAAACCUGCCCCUUUCUGGAAAUGUUUGUCUGGAUCGCAACACAAUAGCCAGGGAGAUCCUCCCCUUGUAAGCUCCAAUUGGCUGAACUCAAUUUUAGUGGUUUCUGAUUGGUCUUAUGAAGAAACACCAAGGUAGGUUGCCUAGUGAUCCUAAGGAAGCUGAUGUGUUAUUCCCUCUUGCAAUCUAAGGAUCAGGAAGUUUGGCUGUUCGUGGCUGAGAAGUUUUUCACCUAGUAGGACAGGGGUGGGGUGGAGGGAACAGGUGUCCUCCUAAAAUAGAGCGCGAGCUGCAGCCUGCCUCCAGCCGUAACCCAGGAGUAAUCUCAGAAACAGGUGAGAAUGACCACAUUAACUCACCGGACCCGUCGCACUGAAGUAAGCAAGAAUUCUGAAAAGAAGAUAGAAAGUGAGGAAGACACUAAUCAAGAGAAGAGUCUAGAGAAUGAGGAUUCUGGAGACUCUAAGGACAUCCGCCUCACUCUUAUGGAGGAAGUAUUGCUCCUGGGACUAAAAGAUAAAGAGGGUUACACAUCUUUCUGGAAUGACUGCAUAUCAUCUGGCCUGCGAGGGGGCAUCCUAAUAGAACUGGCCAUGCGGGGUCGAAUCUAUCUAGAACCCCCCACCCUACGCAAGAAGCGCCUGCUAGACAGAAAGGUACUGCUGAAGUCAGAUAGCCCAACAGGUGAUGUUUUACUGGAUGAAACUCUCAAACACAUCAAAGCCACUGAACCCACAGAAACUGUUCAAACAUGGAUAGAACUACUCACUGGUGAGACAUGGAACCCCUUCAAAUUACAGUAUCAGCUCAGAAACGUACGAGAGCGAAUUGCAAAGAACCUAGUAGAGAAGGGUAUUCUGACCACGGAGAAGCAGAAUUUCCUGCUGUUUGACAUGACGACUCAUCCAGUGACCAAUGGGACAGAGAAGCAGCGACUGGUGAAAAAACUUCAGGAUAGUGUUCUAGAGCGGUGGGUAAAUGACCCCCAGCGUAUGGACAGGCGAACACUGGCACUCCUGGUGCUGGCCCACUCUUCGGAUGUCCUGGAGAAUGUCUUCUCCUCUCUGACAGAUGACAAGGAUCGAACGGGCCCUUGCGCUUGGGAGGCAGGCAGCAGACCCAUUGAGCCAAACCUCUGGCCCUACAGCAUAUUGAUUGAUAUAAAAUCUAGUACUAUGGAAAGUGAAGAGGAAGCAUUUCGUUGCACUAACGUCAGACAUUUGUCAUAUUUUCAUGCCUGUUGACCAUUACAGAGAAACAAGCUGUCAAAGGGCUACAGAUGACUCAGACCUGAUAUCAAAUCCUCCAGAUCAGAAAAAAUCAAAUGAUUAUAAUUUUACAUCCUCCCCCAAACCUACAUAGCUCCACAAAAAUUCCCCAACUCAACUUACUUUUGUUUUCACUUCAGAUUUUCCAAAGGUGAAUAGAAGCAGGACAUGGUGGCACACGCCUGUAAUCCCAGCAACUCAGAAGGCUGAGGCAGGAGGAUUGCUGAAAGUUCAAGAAAGGGGCGGCAUCAACGUCAUGAGCGAGGGCCGCCAUUUUGACUGAGCAACCAUAGUGACAGGAGCCGAAGCAGCAGCUCAGGUUGUCCCCGUUCCCCCUCCCCUUCCCGUCUCCGGUUGACUUCCCGGGCCCCCUACACUCCAUAGUCCCGGUCCCGCCAUGUCCCAGAAGCAAGAAGACGAGAACCCUGCGGAGGAGACCGGCGAGGAGAAGCAGG
Messenger RNA from Fukomys damarensis (Damara mole-rat), 1961 nucleotides. RefSeq names its product golgi phosphoprotein 3 like (gene Golph3l). Gene Ontology annotation, cellular component: trans-Golgi network; cytosol; Golgi cisterna. NCBI's taxonomy places the organism in Eukaryota, Metazoa, Chordata, Mammalia, Rodentia, Bathyergidae. Gene Ontology annotation, molecular function: phosphatidylinositol-4-phosphate binding. Gene Ontology annotation, biological process: Golgi organization; Golgi to plasma membrane protein transport; Golgi vesicle budding. The record is from RefSeq and is a predicted model, not a curated record.